GUACCAUUUACAUCUCUCUCCCUCUCCCUCUCUCUCUCCCUCUCUCUCUGUGUACGUUUCGACAGAGAAAUUCUCGCUGUAUUGAUGCAGCAUGGAUGCCGAAUCACAGAUUGCAGGAUAAACCCUAAUCCCUGACUCCUCUGUUUCAUCAGUCCUUCUGAUUUUCUCUUCUUUUGUCGAAUCCUCCGUGGCCGAUUCCGAUUUCUCCGGUUUUGGAUCGGUGAGGUUGGAUCAUGGAUGUAAGCGAGCUUGAGGAGAGCUUGUUCGCGGCUAGCGAUGCCAAGUUACAUAGAGACAUGUGCAAGGAGCUAUCCGCAGUUUACUGCAAGGUUCUGUCUGUAUUUCCCUCGUUGGAAGCAGCAAGGCCUCGGAGUAAAUCAGGGAUCCAAGCCUUAUGCUCGUUGCAUAUUGCACUCGACAAGGCAAAGAAUAUCCUUCAACAUUGUUCUGAAUGUAGCAAACUUUACUUGGCCAUAACCGGGGACGCUGUUCUGUUAAAAUUCGACAAGGCAAAGGCUGCACUUAUCGACGGUCUUAAACGUGUGGAGGAUAUUGUUCCAAGUUCAAUCGGGUCUCAGAUUUUGGAAAUUGUUGGUGAACUAGAAGGCACCAAGUUCAAGCUUGACCCGUCGGAGAAGGAAGUUGGUGAUCAGAUAAUCACUCUGCUUCAACAAGGAAAGAAAUUCGACAACUGCAACGACAAUACCGAGCUCGAAAUCUUUCACCAAGCAGCUACUAGACUUGCCAUAACUUCUUCUAGAGCUGCUCUGGCAGAGCGAAGGGCGCUGAAGAAACUGAUUGACAGGGCACGAGUGGAAGAAGACAAGCGGAAGGAGUCUAUCGUGGCUUACCUUUUGCAUCUUAUGAGGAAAUACUCCAAGCUAGUCAGAAGCGAGGUUUUGGAUGAUAAUGACUCUCAAGGCUCUUCACCAUGUUCUCCCACUGUCCAAGGUUGUAAUGACGAUGUUGGAGGUGGGAGCGUUCAAGGGUUUGGACGCCAGCUAUCCAAGUUUGGUUCUUUCAACUUCAAGUCCAUUAACAGUAGGAAAUCAGCGCAGAUGCCCAUUCCACCGGAGGAACUGAGAUGCCCGAUAUCGUUGCAGCUUAUGUGUGAUCCCGUAAUUAUUGCUUCCGGGCAGACUUAUGAACGGGUUUGCAUCGAGAAAUGGUUCAAUGAUGGGCAUAACACUUGUCCAAAGACUCAGCAGCAGCUCCCUCAUCGGUCCCUUACUCCCAAUUACUGUGUUAAGGGUCUUGUCGGGAGCUGGUGCGAGCAGAAUGGAGUCCCUAUCCCAACCGGGCCACCAGAAUCUCUUGACCUCAACUACUGGAGGCUCGUUCUUUCAGAUUCCGAAUCCACAAACUCAAAGUCAGUCGAAAGUGUGGGAUCUUGCAAAUCGAAGAGCGUAAAAGUGGUUCCACUGGAGGAGAGUGGUGCUAUUGUAGCUGAACAAGGAAACAACGAAGAGAAACUUGUGACUGAUGAUGAGGAUUCUGAUCUGAAUGUACUUGAGAGGUAUCAGGAUUUAUUGGCAGUCUUGAACGCAGAGGAAGAAGGUUUGGACAAAAAGUGCAAAGCUGUAGAAAGAAUAAGGCUAUUAUUGAAAGAUGACGAAGAGGCGAGGAUCUUCAUGGGUGCCAAUGGAUUUCUCGAAGCCUUAUUGCGGUUUCUGGAAUCAGCUGUUCAUGAAAAUGAUGCAGUGGCAGAGGAAACCGGAGCUAUGGCUCUGUUUAAUUUGGCUGUAAACAAUAACAGGAACAAAGAGUUGAUACUGAAUUCAGGGGUAAUUCCACUUCUGGAGAAAAUGAUAUCGAGUUCCCACUCUCACGGGCCUGCCACCGCCCUUUACUUGAACCUUUCGUGUCUAGAAGAUGCCAAACCCGUCAUAGGUUCGAGUCAAGCUGUCUCUUUUCUAGUCAAUCUUCUUCAUAGCGAAAGCGGGAGGCAAUGCAAGCUCGAUGCCCUUCACACCCUUUACAACCUUUCCACGUACUCUCCCAAUAUCCCGGCCCUCCUUUCGUCCGGAGUUAUCAAGAGCCUCCAAGCUCUUGCCUUGACGGGUGAAAACUUGUGGGUAGAGAAGUCGUUAGCUGUGUUUCUGAAUCUAGCUUCGAGCCAGGAGGGCAGAGAGGAGAUGAUAUCGUCUCAGGGAAUGAUUAGCUGUCUUGCAACGGUGUUAGACACGGGUGACACGAUCGAACAAGAACAAGCGGUGGCCUGCCUUCUCACUCUAUGCAUGGGAAACGAGACGUGCAGUCAGAUGGUUCUACAAGAAGGGGUAAUUCCAUCGUUAGUGUCGAUCUCAGUGAACGGGUCUCAACGGGGAAGAGAGAAGGCUCAAAAGCUUCUGAUGUUGUUCCGGGAGCAGCGGCAACGGGACCAGCCAUCGCCAAAAGGGGACGAGCCACAUGAAAUUCCCCGGAAAUCGAAUUCUUCCAUCUCCUCCCCUUGUUCAGCUCCCAAAACCCUUUCUUCUCCUGCUUCUGAAGGAAAACCCUUGUCCAAAUCAAUCUCGAGGAGGAAGACGAUGACAAGGCCGUUCAGUUUCUUCUGGAAGAAAAGCUACUCGCUUCACCAGUGAGGGACGUUCAUUCGAUGUAAAAAGCUUUUUCCCCCUUUCAGCUCUUACUGACUCCACUGUUUCAUAGAGAAGAAGAUUAUGUACAUUCGAUUUUUUUUUGCUAUUUUCCCUCUCACCGGCUUUUGCUGGCUUUCAUGUAGAUAUCUUACACAUGUAUUAUUAGAUUUUACGGUAGCUUACAGUUAUAGAGAAACCUCAAGAGUUU
Messenger RNA from Tarenaya hassleriana, 2787 nucleotides. Its product is annotated as U-box domain-containing protein 6. The transcript is spliced from 7 exons. Lineage: Eukaryota; Viridiplantae; Streptophyta; Magnoliopsida; Brassicales; Cleomaceae. Gene Ontology annotation, molecular function: ubiquitin-protein transferase activity; protein binding. Gene Ontology annotation, biological process: protein ubiquitination. Gene Ontology annotation, cellular component: cytoplasm; nucleus. The record is from RefSeq and is a predicted model, not a curated record. Bases 234 to 2582 code for a protein of 782 amino acids.